CAUAGUCAAGGUUUUAAAAACAUGCGUUGUAGAUUUAAUUAAUUAGGAGGUAUUAUACAUUUUUUGUAUUAUACAGUAUAUAUGCUACUGCCAUCUGUUUACAUAAUCAUGAGGUAUUUUUACACUUGAGUACCAUUUAAAAUAAUUUUCGCAAGAUGAAAAUGUUCCUUCCUUUACAUUUUUGCAUUAUGUACAUACAUUAAAUCUACCCUAAUUCUUUGUUUUGCAAAGAAAAGAAAAAGAAAUUAUGUCACUUUAUUCAAAAUCAGCAAUUACAUUUUUGGUGUCCAACCAUAGGCUACAUAUUUUUUCCCAGAAGGCUUCGAUGACAUCAAAUUAAAGAAAGUGUUUUUGUCUGUUUGUUUGUUCAUUUUAAAGGAGUCCUUACCUGUCUUUUAUUAUUAUUAUCAGUAGUAGUAGUAGUAGUAGUAGUAGUAGAAGUAUUACUUUAUUAAGAACAAUUCAGUAUUACACAUCCUAGUAGAUAUAUUGUUUUUUGCAUUCUUCACAACAAUAUUCAUUUAAAUAAAUGAUUGUUGAUGAUAUUUACCCAUUAUUGUGAUGAUAUGAUACAUAUUUAUCUAGAGAGGUUAGUCCUUGAGUUUCAUGGCUGUUACUACCAAAUAUACCGUCAAAAUAUGUAUAAUCCCAAAAUAAUAAUAUUAAAAAAAAUCGAUCAGUGUCAUUUUUAAUGUUAAGGUAAUAUCAAAUUGUAUUCUUUGGGAAAUCUUCCAUAGUAUAUUUAUUUUUAAUGAAAAAGCCGGUCAUAAAAGUUUGUCAUGACAAACCUGUAAUAUGAUUGGUCGGCUGUGAUAAGAACUUCCUGUAAACAUUGACUCUGAUUGGCUACUCUGUGUGUGACGUAUCCGGAUGCCGCAUCAGUUUUCCGGCCCGUUCACGGCUCCGUUCUCGGUAAAAUGGCAGAGGUCGGUCAGAGGCUGGGGAGCGGAGCUUACCGGCUCUCCGCCCUCAGAAACAGCCAGAGCCGACCGGUGUGCGCCGGAGAGAGUUCCGGGGCCCUGCUGGUGAACUGUACCUUCACUGACAGCCGGUUAAAAGAGGAGUCAACACGUCACCAACGUGAAGUUCAGCCGGUUUUAAGAAGCACAGCAACACAGUGCAGACCAGAGAAACUUUACAGAGUGAGAUCAAGUGAAAGUCAACAGGAAAAUGGGACUUUGCGCUGUGCCACGUCUCUGGAGCUGGAUUCAUCCCGUUUUUUCAGUGAGAGCCUGCAACAUACAGCAGCCCUGUAUCUCUCAGCGAGACUGCAGCCUCUCCUCCAGGAGAAGCUGCUGCAUGGUAGGAUGACACCCUGGACCAGAGAAGCUGUUUCCAUCCACCCUGACACCUUCAGGUCCCCUAAGCAGCUGCGAGCCUUCUGCACUGUCAUCUUCAUUCUGGCAGAGCAGCGAUCAGAGAGGCAGAGGCGUCUGAAGCAACAUCCUGACACCCUGCGAGCAUCUACAGCAAGCAGAAGCUACAGCUGGAGGAGUGACAGCAGCUCAAAAGAUGCUCCUCUGCUAUACAGAAGCAGGACGUCCUAUUACGACCUCCUCAGAGUGUCCCCCGCUGCCACACAGGCCCAGAUCAAGACAGCAUACUACAAGCAGUCCUUCAUCUACCACCCUGACAAGAACCCAGGGAACAAGGAGGCCACUCAGCGCUUCUCUGAGAUCAACGAGGCCUACACAGUGCUGGGCAACAUCAGCCUGAGGAGGAAGUAUGACCAUGGUAUUCUGAGCGGGGCAGACGUUCAAAGUGCAGGGAGACCAUCCUCCAAAGAGACCAAAAGCAGACACACAGGCUCCCCACAGCAGCACCAGCAGCAUCAUCACCACAGAGCCAGGCAGUUCUCCCAAACUGGAGGGAGGACCAUGUUUGAUUUCGAUGCCUUUUAUCAGGCUCACUACGGGGAGCAGCUGCAGAGGGAGAGGGACAUGAAAGCCAGGAAGGAGCGCAUGGAGGAGCAGAAGAGGGAGAACUACAACAUAUGGAGGAAGGGGAAAAUGUUGGAGAUGGCUGCGGUGAUGCUGCUGACCAUGGCAGGCUUACUCUUUGUCAGUGUCAACAAGUCCUGAAAUAGAAGCAGCGACCUGGCGAGCCCCCAUGGGGUUACAUGUCAUGACUCUCAGGGGGGGUGGAGGGGGGCGGGGGUGCUACCUCAGACUGUUUUGCAAGUGUUGCACAGUUUCAGACAGUUGAAGAUGAUUGUUUUUAGUGUGCUGCAGAAGUAAACAAAGCCUGUCUCAUUUGUUAGAAGCAUUAAAUAGGCUUGUUAUUCAUGUACUGUGUCCCUUUAGAAUCCGACUGUAUCAGAGAGGAACUUGAACAUAUUCAUUUUAUUUAUUUAUUCAUGUCUGGGAUCUAAAAUGCAUAAGCAAACAUUACACACAUUCGGGCUGGGUAUUGGUACUCAGUACCUUUAAGGCAGGAAUGCUCAGUUUGGUUCGUCCAGGGAUCUGAUCUGAUCUAAUCUGGCACCGUAUUUAUAUUAUAAAAAGAAAAUGUAUUUUAAUUGUGAAUUAGAAAUUGAUCGGGGGGCCAUCUGGACCUUAUCGAAGGCCAGAUUUGACCCCCGGGCUGUAAGUUGAGUAUCACUUCUUUAAGGUAUCGACUGAAAUAGCCCAGUACCAAGUGAUAUGGAAACUUCUCUGGUCAAGCAAUACCUGCAUCGAUCCUUUCUGUAUCCAGAUCUAGAAAAAAAAAUGUGUGUGGUUUUCCUCACAGCCAACUACCACAAGCGUUUUUCAACUUGAUUCAAUGUGUGAUUGGCUCAUUACCACAGCAGCUACAACCCAUACAGUCUGCGGUGAAGUCAGGCGCAGUGUAUUUGAUGGAGUUGGCAGUUUAGCAUGCCGAGAUGCCACCAAAUGAGUGGUGGUGGCAUUUUAUGCAAUCGAAUGCUUUGAUUCACGUAUUGUAUGUGGAAUAAAGCAGGUAAAAAAAGAAUCAAAUGAAGUCUAUUGGUAUCUUCAUCACUUUAAGGGGACUUGUACUGGUAUUGUUUUUUAAACAAUACCCAGCCCUAACACACACAGACUUGGCUAGAGAGGGAUGCUGGAUGAUGAAAACACCAUAACGUCAAGUAGAAACUGGAAAUGUUAAAACCACACAGCAGGAUGUGAGAUUAUUUAUUCCUGCCUCACAGCAAGAGGGUUCCUGGUUCAAUCCGGGUGUGGGAGCCCUUCUGUGCGGAGUUUGCGUGGGUUUUCUCCAGGUACUCCGGCUUCCUCCCACAGUCCAAAGACAUGCAGGUUGGGAAUAGGUUAAUUGGUGACUCUAAAUUGUCCGUAGGUGUGAAUGUGAGUGUGAAUAGUUGUCUGUCUCUAUGUGUCAACCCUGUGAUAGUCUGGCGACCUGUCCAGGGUGUACCCUGCCUCUCGCCCAAUGUCAGCUGGGAUAGGCUGUCGUUGUUGUAUGGCAUGUCUCAGGUUAAACCCUUUGUAAAACUGGAAAUAUUUGUUUAUAAAUACAUACAGAGAAUGAAUGCGUUAGAACUUUUUUUAAUUAUCUAGUUUGACAUCUUAAUGCUAAUUGCUAAUGUGACACUUUUUACCAGAAAUCAAUUCUCUCUCUAAAACAGUAGUUUUAGCACAGCGCAACUUGCUGUGUAGGCUGCUGUUUUAGAGCAGGGAAGAACUGAUUUCCCUGGAAACUGACAUUUUAUUUGGAUGUGAAACUACUUCAAUAUGUAUUGAUAAGUAACAUGGUAUCAGAUCGGUGCAUAGACUCAUGAUCGAUACCUGAUCCAUCACUGUAGGCAGUAUCGUAGGCAUUCCAGAUACUGGUGUCGAUAUCAGAACAACUCUACCAUCAACAAGUGUUCAAGUAGUUGUGUUGUUUUCUGUGUGAACAAAGUUUAUUCACUCUCUGUUAGUAGUGACAAGUCUAAAGCCAAAUAACCUUUUUUGGCAGCUCUAAUUCAAUUCUGUUCAUCCAAAUUCUGCACAAGGAUGGAAAAAUCAUAUGUAUCAUGCUGAACAACGCACAAUUCCCUUGCCUUUCCCUGAACACUGCAUCUGUAAUGUAGAAAAUGACUUUGAAGUGUGUAAUUGUUAAGAUAAUUAGGAAAUCAUUACACUGUUAUGCCCCUUUCUGGGGGGGUGUAUGUACAUACAAGAUGCCACAUGUUAAAUUAUUUUGUGUAAGAAAAACUGUAUUAAGCAGCUGUAAUAAAAUAGUUUGAUUAAUGUUCCUGUGUCUUAUUAUAGUAAAUACAUUAUUGCAAGUACACAGCAUUUCUUUUGCUUUUUUUCUGCAGCGUUAUCAGCUCUGACCCCUAGAGGGCAUCUGAGCACAUCGAAAAUGAUCUCUGAGUUAGAGCCGGAGGCCUGAGGGGCUCAGUGAGUUUAAACUCUGUGUGGGAUGAUAUUAAUGCAUGUUAUGGAGGUCUCAGCCUGCUGAGAGCUGCUGCUGCUGACAGACUGUCUGUUUAUUUCCCUGAAGAUGCUACAUAUUAAAAACAUCAAGCCUGGUAAAUGUCUGGGAUUCAAUUAUCAGUCUAGCUGAAGUGAUGAAAACAUGUCAAACACUUUGCACUAUGAUCUCAUAGUGAUGUAUGAACUGAAAGUGAACGUUACUCAAAGCGUGUUUGCAUCGGGACCUAAUUAUGGCUCACCCUCUUUUAGUUUAAUAUAAACUGAAACAAGAGAAAACCACACUUUCUUAUUUACUACACAUGAAUAAAUAGAAGUGAGACAAAUUAUCUGCUCCAUCACU
Epinephelus moara (kelp grouper) is the source of this 4722-nucleotide messenger RNA. RefSeq names its product DnaJ (Hsp40) homolog, subfamily C, member 30b (gene dnajc30b). The record is from RefSeq and is a predicted model, not a curated record. Bases 918 to 2081 code for a protein of 387 amino acids. The transcript has a single exon. Lineage: Eukaryota; Metazoa; Chordata; Actinopteri; Perciformes; Serranidae.